AUGCGCUUCAUCAUCGAAGGCAACGGCGGGUUUACUGCGGUGCACGGUCGGCGCAUUCAGAUGCAGCAGGGCGAUGUGAUUCUCACGCCAACGUGGAACUACCACGACCAUGGGAAGGACGGCUCUGGCCCCAUGAUUUGGCUGGACGGGUUGGAUCUUCCAAACUUUCGGCACUUCCCAGUUCACUUUGUGCAGCAUUUCAAUGAGUCUCGGUACCCAGCGGAGGACGUGGACAGCGACGGAUCGCCCUUGGUUUUCCCCUGGAAGACCAUGAAAGCAUUGUUGGAUGAGGCUCCGGGAGAUUGGGCAGUGAAGAGAUACCUGCGGUCUGGGCAGCGAGAGGUGAGUCGCGUACUUGGAGGUUGUGCGGAGAGGCUACAUGGCGGGUGUGCAUCUGCUCCGCGCCGUGAAACAACAUCUGCAGUGUACCACGUCAUUUCAGGAAGUGGUCAUUCCGUAGUUGGAGAAGAGACUCUUGAGUGGACAAAGGGUGACACGUUCUGCGUGCCUUCUUGGUACAGAUACCAGCAUUACGCGGCCGCAGGGGAGACGGUGUACCUGUAUCGAUUUGAUGACAGACCCAUGAUUGAGGCGUUGGGAUUCUACCGCUCCGAGGAGACGGACGUCGAGUCGCUCGUCUCAGAUUGCCACCCACUCCCCGACCUAAAUUCCCCAAAAUCCCGCUUCCCGACAACACCCCGCCUCUGCCAACGGAGUCUUCCUCAAGAGGUUAUUGCCACACCAUACAAUAUUCCUCAAGCCGGCCGUAUGGAGUCGCGGCCCCGAGAGGAAUCUCCCCGCCCACCUCCAGCAGUCAAGCGCCGCCGGGUUGCUCUCGCCUGUGAUUCUUGCAGGCUCCGAAAAUCACGCUGCGAUAGUACUCGGCCUCAGUGCUCCUCGUGUAUCGAACUGGGCUUCGAAUGUGUCUACAGGCCCCCAGCGACCGCCACAAAUAUCAUUGUUCAAAAGGAUUACCUACAAUCCCUUGAGUCACGCGUUCAUCAACUGGAGGACUCGUUAUCAACCGUCAAGGAUGAUCUGAACCGGUUAUCGUCUCGUGUUUCUCAAGGGGGUGGUUCGGACACAAUCUCUUCAGAGCUUGACCAGCAUGCGCGGCAAAUCACUCCGCUCCGUGACCUUGCUGGCACAGAGGACUCGGUGGAUGCGAUGGGUACCAUUACUCUGGCAGACGAAGAAGAUUCUGGGUUCUUUGGGCCUUCAUCAAAUGUCGCGUUUACGCGUCACUUGUGCAGAGCCAUUGGGAGCUGUGCAACGCUUAACGGAGCUCCUACAGGGCUACUUGCAGAUACACCGGCGUAUGACGGCGGCUUUGUCAGUGCCUCCCGACCCCCUUCACCUCCUGGACCGAUCGAUAGCCUCCGGUUUGACCAGCGCGGAAAGGAUAUCUUCAAACUACCACCGCCAUCGGAGACCCUCAGCCUCAUCAAGCAGUAUUUCACCAACACCGGCCUUCUUUUCCCGUACAUACACCCCCCCACCUUUCUCCAGACCUACGAGGAGAUGGUACGGGACAACUUCAAAAGAGUGCGCCGGACGUGGCUUGGCCUAUUGAACAUUAUUUUGGCCAUGGUUACAAUCACAGCCAGUCCCUAUGAUGCUCCGGCCAAUACGAGGGUCACUGACUCUGACGUAUUCUACCAACGAAGUCUGGGGCUCUGUCGGGAUGAGAUUCUGCGUGGAACUACGCUAGAAGUCGUACAAUACCUACUCCUUAUGGGACAAUAUCUGCAAGGGACACAGAAGUCGGUCCAGGCGUGGACAGUGCAUGGUCUAGCCGUCAAGGCUGCUCUACAGCUGGGACUACACUCUAAAGAUGCUUCCCGGGCAUUUUCCCGUCUAGACAAAGAGACAAGGCUGCGCACGUGGUUUGGCUGUGUGCUGUUGGACAGAACCUUGAGUAUGACAUUUGGCCGCCCGGCCGCCAUUCCAAACAGCUAUGUUAAACUCGACCUGCCAGCCGGGGUUAUCUUGGUAGACGCGUCUACGGUAGUCGACGAUCAGACUUCUUCUCUCAGCCUAUCGUUAUAUAAUGCAACCAUAACGCUGUACAGUCAAAUUGCAAAAGCCAUUGAUCUCCUAUACGGCCAAAACGUAGGAUGUGACCCUCCAGCGAGCGUCAGCGAGAUAAUCGCACAUGUCUUUUCUCUCGAGCAGGAUCUCUUCUCCUGGGAAAGGUCGCUACCUGAUCCUCUGAGGUUAAUCAACCUCGAUCAGAUGCAAGAUCUCCGUAAUACCAUAACAUCAGAUUUCGACUUUGUCGCCCUCAGAUUCCGCAUUAUCCUCACACUUCGGUAUUCGAAUUUCCGCGUGCUUUUGCAUCGCCCAGUUCUCGUGAGGUUUAUAGAUUCGUGUGGCCGAUUGCAAUCGGAUCCACAACAGCUACAGCUACUACAACAGCUCGGCCUAAACAGCAUCCAGAUUUCGAUGGACUCCACCAUGCAGAUUAUUGACCUUAUACAUGACAUUGUUCAUCGCACCCACUACCAGCAUAAGCUUCUUGGCGCAUGGUGGUUUUCGCUCUACUAUACGUUCAAUGCCGCCCUCGUCAUACUCGGUAUACUCAUAGUCUGCCGUGAGGGAGGCAUGGCUGCUCAGUUUGUCGGCGCGGUGGCAGAUAAGAUCAGGAUGUAUCCCUUCCGUGCAGCUUUGGCUUUGUCCAAGCUCGAUAGCGGUAAUCGCAUGGUGAUUCGGUGCCGCGUUUACCUCGAGAGGCUUAUCAGCACCUCGGGUCUUUACAGUAUCGAAGAGCUUAGUUCAGGCAUUUCCAGUGGCUCAUCUCUAGAAUUUCCAUUCCCGCCUCCGGCUGACCUUGACAUCUCUCCAUUAGGGGUGGAAUUCGGAGAGUUUAUGCUUGAUGGGAACUUGUUUGCCUCGAUUAACCCGCCCGCCGCAUAGACUUGCGUCUGAAUCUUCGUCCGCACAACUGUAUACCGUGCUAUUAUCUAACCCAGUGGCCGAGCGUCGCGGGUUCGAAGUCAGGAGAGGCACAAGAAUAUAUAUUGUGGCUGCACCCCGAUUGAAUGGAAAGUGGGGGGAGAUAAGCGAGAUGUAGAAGCUCUCACAAUAUUCCAGCCGAGCGCAGUUCUGCACUUUGUAUAAUAGUCACGGCGUUUAGGUAUAACUUCUGCCGGCAGACGGAGACAAUGAAGAUCACCCAGCCAAUCGUAGCCUGGAGCCUAGGAUAGCCCGCGAGCCAGUUCAAGAUGGUCGACGGCAUGGGGCCUGGUCUGUUUUGGGUCGGCCUGCGUUGAGCAGCUCAGGCUCAAGCGCCGCUGGUCUUCUAGGUACCGCUGGUCUUCUAGGCAGGAGGAGGUUUGCAACCGGUGUUCUUAUACGGUCGAGGUUCGCCGCAUCUAGAGGUCAUCAGCCGUAUUACCUGAAUUUCAAGCCACUGCCGGGGAACGCAACUGGAAUGUGUGCCUGCAAGAUCUUGUUAAGAAAUCUAUUCCAGGGUCCUCAUUGGUUCUAGGUUCCCUUUUGGUGUUGAACAUUACACGGCAACAUUUUGGCC
Aspergillus calidoustus is the source of this 3532-nucleotide messenger RNA. The record is from the annotation of a GenBank genome assembly. NCBI's taxonomy places the organism in Eukaryota, Fungi, Ascomycota, Eurotiomycetes, Eurotiales, Aspergillaceae.